CAAAGGUGUAUUUAAAGAUCCCUCUGCCGGCCUGCCGGACAACUACCAACCAACCGGGUAACCAGAGCAGACUCCAAGGACAAUGGCUGAUAAGGCUGCAGCCCAAAGUUCCAACCCUCUUGAGGACCUGGUGACCCGCCUGAAGCCUGACAAGAUGAGUGGCCGCAUGAUGAAGUACCCCUACACUUUCUCUGCCAAGAUUGCCCAGUUCCCCUGGGGACACUACACAAAAAACGUGUGGCUCUUCAAGUACUAUGGGAUUGGCGUUGGACUUUGCAUUCCCGUCUUCAUGUGGAUCCAGAAGAUGACAAAUUCUCCUGAGAAUGUAGCCAAAUUUGAGGCUAAGAAAAAGGCCGAAGCUGAACACCAUUAAUAGGGGAAUUGCGGCUUGAUGACCUGAUCGGACAUCACCUUGUUCAUUCUUGUACAUUACAUGAAAUUAAACUUUAGUUUGUA
Messenger RNA from Portunus trituberculatus (swimming crab), 456 nucleotides. RefSeq lists its product as uncharacterized. The record is from RefSeq and is a predicted model, not a curated record. The coding region runs from base 83 to 373 and encodes 96 amino acids. Lineage: Eukaryota; Metazoa; Arthropoda; Malacostraca; Decapoda; Portunidae. The transcript is spliced from 4 exons.